AUGGCCGCCGCCGCCGCAGCUGCGCGUCCCCUGGUCACAGUCCAGUCCUUGGAAGGCGACAUGGCCACGGACCAGACCCAAACCGUUGCCCUACCCGACGUCAUGAAGGCCUCGAUCCGGCCCGACAUCGUCACCUUCGUCCACUCCAAUAUUUCGAAGAACUCCCGCCAGCCCUAUGCCGUCUCCAAGAAGGCCGGCCACCAGACCUCAGCCGAGUCCUGGGGUACGGGCCGAGCCGUCUCCCGUAUCCCUCGUGUCCCCGGAGGCGGGACCCACCGGGCCGGCCAGGGAGCUUUCGGCAAUAUGUGUCGAGGUGGCCGCAUGUUCGCGCCCACCAAGAUCUGGCGCCGCUGGCACCGGAAGAUCAACGUCAACCAAAAGCGGUACGCCGUCGUUUCGGCGAUCGCCGCCUCGGCGGUGCCGUCUCUUGUUUUGGCCCGCGGGCACAAGAUUGAGACUGUUCCUGAAUUGCCUCUGGUUGUUAGCGACUCCAUUGAAGGUGUUGAGAAGACCUCCGCAGCUUUGAAGGUUUUGAAGCAGAUCGGGGCUUACUCCGAUGCCGAGAAGGCGAAAGACAGCCACUCGAUCCGACCUGGAAAGGGUAAGAUGAGGAACAGGCGGUAUAUUAACCGAAAGGGGCCGUUGAUUGUGUACGGGACUGAGGGAGCCAAGCUCGUGAAGGCGUUUAGGAACAUUCCUGGUAUUGAUAUCAUCAAUGUGGAGAGGCUUAAUCUGUUGAAGCUUGCUCCCGGUGGGCAUUUGGGUCGGUUUGUCGUCUGGACCAAGUCGGCUUUCGAGAAAUUGGAUUCGAUCUAUGGCUCUUUUGAUAAGGUUUCUGAGAAGAAGAAUGGGUAUGUGUUGCCGAGGUCGAAGAUGGUGAAUGCUGAUUUGGCGAGGAUUAUUAACUCCGAUGAGGUUCAGAGUGUUGUUAGGCCGAUCAAGAAGGAAGUGAAGAGGGCUCCAUUGAAAAAGAAUCCUCUGAAGAAUCUGAAUACCCUGCUUAAGUUGAAUCCUUAUGCAAAGACAGCUAGGAGAAUGUCUUUGUUGGCCGAGGCGGAGAGGGUCAAGGCUAAGAAGGAGAAGCUUGACAAGAAGAGGAAGCCCAUUUCUAAGGAGGAAGCUUCAACCAUCAAGGCCGCUGGCAAGGCAUGGUACCAAACGAUGAUCUCAGACAGUGACUACACAGAGUUUGACAACUUCACAAAGUGGCUUGGAGUAUCCCAGUAA
Prunus armeniaca (apricot) is the source of this 1227-nucleotide messenger RNA. The record is from the annotation of a GenBank genome assembly. Lineage: Eukaryota; Viridiplantae; Streptophyta; Magnoliopsida; Rosales; Rosaceae.